AUGUUUUUGCUUCGAGACUUGCUUUCUUCAUCCAUCCAGGAUGACCAGAACACCAUUGCUGCUGUUACUAAUCGCCCGCGCCUGACAGACAGAGAAUUUCGGACAUUGUCGACUCUCCGCAUGGUAAGCCCUUGGCCCAUCCUCGCGCACAUAAGAUCUUCUAAGAUCACCCCGUCCAAAGAUGAAGCGGCACUGGGCUCCGACGGUCGUUUGACAAAACGUUCCGGUCAUGACGGAGACGCCUUUUUUGCGGCAGGCCUAGAAAACCUCGCCCACUGA
Penicillium cinerascens is the source of this 279-nucleotide messenger RNA. RefSeq lists its product as uncharacterized. The record is from RefSeq and is a predicted model, not a curated record. NCBI's taxonomy places the organism in Eukaryota, Fungi, Ascomycota, Eurotiomycetes, Eurotiales, Aspergillaceae. The coding region runs from base 1 to 279 and encodes 92 amino acids. The transcript is spliced from 2 exons.